AUGGCUCGACCACAAGGCGGAAAGCUGACCAUCUAUGUGGACUGUGGCAAGUAUCUGGCUUUGUCGCCGUAUUCUUGGUUCGGCUUCACCAACACGAUCCGCUAUCGGCCGCUUCUCAAUGCCUAUGGAGUUUCAGUCGACAUCAUCCCGUUCUUCCUAGGGGCCGCUCGUGAGAAUGUGGGAAACAAGUUCACCCCGACGCCACCGGUCAAGGAGCCCUUUGCCAAACAAGACUCGGAAAUGACCGGGGAGUUGUUGGGACUCAGGGUGGUACGACCGAAGGAUUUCCCAAUCCUGUCUCUCUUUCCUGUACGGGUGGCUACUUGGGUGAAAGACCAUUACCCUGCAGAAAAGUUCGAGGCUACGUUUCCCGCUUUCAGCUCCGCAUACUGGAGCAGAGGCAUCAACAUCUCCACACCAGAUGGCGUCCUCCAAGCUUUGGAUGGAAUCUUCCCUCCAGAAGAGAUCAAGGAGAUUAUGCAGAAGGCGGUGACUCCGGAAAACAAGAAGAGGGUCGUUGAUUUGACCAUGAGUGCCGGAGCCUUUGGCGCGCCGUGGAUUGUCGCAGUGAACUCGGACGGGCUGAGGAAAGACUGGUUCGGAAAUGACCGGUGGGAUCAAGUCUUCUAUCACCUUGGUGUUCCAUUCACCCCGGUAAGAAUCCUACCCCCGGAAGAAGCAAAGGCGAAGCUGUGA
Molecule: messenger RNA, 696 nt
Organism: Capronia epimyces CBS 606.96
Lineage: Eukaryota; Fungi; Ascomycota; Eurotiomycetes; Chaetothyriales; Herpotrichiellaceae
Exons: 3
Coding region: 1-696 (231 amino acids)
Biological process (GO): glutathione metabolic process
Cellular component (GO): mitochondrion; peroxisome
Molecular function (GO): glutathione transferase activity; glutathione peroxidase activity
Source: RefSeq, a predicted model, not a curated record